Messenger RNA from Cladophialophora psammophila CBS 110553, 360 nucleotides. RefSeq lists its product as uncharacterized. The coding region runs from base 1 to 360 and encodes 119 amino acids. The transcript has 3 exons. Lineage: Eukaryota; Fungi; Ascomycota; Eurotiomycetes; Chaetothyriales; Herpotrichiellaceae. The record is from RefSeq and is a predicted model, not a curated record.
AUGGUAUUGGAAGUUAAGUCCAAGACCGAGAUGUUCAAGGUCCAGAACAUUCCGGGGGUGCCGGAGCAUGUGUACUUCACCGACUUUUUGGGAAGUCGUGACGAGAACGCGCCCAACCCCAUAACAGGCUCUUGGUUUCGCAUCGAGCGAGGACCUCCGUCUACGCCGCCCAAGUACGAGUACGACGAGGUUGGUGUUGUCAUUGAAGGGAGCAUCACCUUGCAGGAUGAGGGCGGUGCCAAAGAGACUGUUAAGGCAGGGGAUAUCUUUAUGAUCCACCGAGGGAGCACGGUCGCUUUCUCGUCAAGCGAUUAUGGAAUUGCUUUCAAGUGCGGGUCCAGGUUGAUGGCUAGAUUGUAA